Molecule: messenger RNA, 1382 nt
Organism: Medicago truncatula (barrel medic)
Lineage: Eukaryota; Viridiplantae; Streptophyta; Magnoliopsida; Fabales; Fabaceae
Product: cytosolic sulfotransferase 15
Exons: 1
Coding region: 60-1112 (350 amino acids)
Molecular function (GO): sulfotransferase activity
Source: RefSeq, a predicted model, not a curated record
GGUUAUUAACACAAUUUUCAAGCUAACGAAAAUUGCAACUAGUGUUGUGUUCUCCUUCAAUGGCUUCAACAGAUCUCACAAAUAUGAAAGAAGACCAAUCAAGGGAUGGACAAGAAACAAUUAGCGAAGAAAACAAGGUAAUCCAUGAUUAUAAUAACCUAAUCUUGUCACUUCCUAAAGAAAAUGGGUGGGGAUUGUCCCAAAAUGUAUAUUUUCAAUGUUUUUGGUGUCCAUCAAAUAUGAUCCAACCUAUAAUCUCUUUUCAAAACAAUUUCCAAGCCAAACACAAUGAUAUUGUUGUUGCUAGCUUACCAAAAUCAGGCACCACUUGGUUGAGAGCAUUUACAUUUACAAUUGUUAAUCGCAAUCAAUACUCUUUUGAGAAUCAUCCAUUACUUAAAUCCAUUAUACAUGAACUAGUGCCUUCCAUUGAACGUAAUCUUUAUGCUGCUGAUAUCAAAGACCGAAUUCCUCUAUCAAAAAUAAUUGAACCAAGGCUUUUUGGGACUCACAUUCCAUUUCCUUCACUUGCCAAGUCAAUUCAAGACUCCAAUUGUAAGAUAGUUUAUAUAAGUAGAAAUCCAUUUGAUACUUUUGUGUCAUAUUGGAUUUUCAUUAAUAAAAUAAGGUCAAAACAUCCAUCUUUACCAGUUUUAAGCUUAGAGGAAACUUUUGAAAGUUUUUGUAAUGGGAUUACUCCAUUUGGUUCAUUUUGGGAGCAUAAUUUAGGUUACUUGAAAGAAAGUAUGAUUAGGCCAGACAAAGUUAUAUUUUUGAAAUAUGAAGAACUUAAAGAAGAUCCAAUUUUUCAUGUCACUAGACUUGCAACAUUUUUGGGCUAUUCUUUCACUCAAGAAGAGGAAUCGAAAAAAGUGGUAGAAAACAUAAUCAAUUUAUGUUGUUUUGAAACGAUGAAGGAAUUGGAGGUAAAUAAAUUUGGAUCUGUUCGGUCAGACAUUGAGAACAAAUUCUUCUUUCGAAAGGCCAAAGUAGAAGAUUGGAAAAAUUACCUUUCCCCUUCAAUGGAAGAAAAACUGUCCAAAAUUGUGGAUGAAAAGUUAAGCGUACCGAUGAGCCACUUAGAGAGUCACACUACUAACAUUAUCAAAUAAUCAACAUGCAUGGCACAAAUGUUGUUUAUUUUCUUUUGCAGAAUAAAGAGGUAUUUGUUAGGGUGGCUACUUGCCACCUUAGUUCCUUAUGCUUGAUCCUCAUUGUUUGGUGUUUUGAUGUAUUUGGCUGGUUAGAUUUAAGUUUGAUGUAUUUCACGUAUUUCUCUUUAUAUAUAUUGCCAUUAAAAAAUAGUGUAUGCUAGAUUAAAUAAAUCAGUUGAAUGUAAAAGUGUGUUUAAUGACCUGGUUAAUGGUUUCUUUUGAGCUUUC